AUGGAUAGCUUGAUUAGAAAAUUUUGGUGGACAGGGGGAAAUGAUAAGGACAGGUACAUGGCCUUAAUUAAGUGGGAUUCGUUAUGCUGCCCCAAGGCUAUGGGUGGAUUGGGGUUUAGAAAGAUGGAGCAUAUGAAUUCAGCUUUACUAGCCAAGUUAGCUUGGCAAGUUGCGACUGAUUUCGACACACCGUGGGUGAAAUGUUUCAAGGCUAAAUACUGCAGAAGGAAUUCUUUUUGGAGUGUCGAGAGUAAGGGCUAUGAUUCAGCUACUUGGAAAGGGAUUCUUCAUGCCCGUGAGAUCAUUCGAAACGGUAGUAUCACUCUUGUAGGGAGUGGGGCGGAUGUCGACAUAUGGGAGCAACCAUGGAUUCCAUGGUUGAAUUAUGAAGAGUUUUCAUGUCUAAUGCGUGAGGUGCGAGUUCGGUCCCGAUUGCUAAGUUCUGUUGCAGAUAUCUCCUCUCCCAAUGGUGACUGGAAUAGACAGCGAGUCUUGGAGAUUUUUGGUAAUGAUAUUGGCUCUAGAAUUUGUGAAAUUCAGAGACUCCCUAUUCUCAACUCAGAUAUGUUGAUUUGGAAACAUUCUGGGGACGGUGAAUUCUCGGUCAAAGGGGCUCUUAAUGUCUGUUCCAAUAUCAAUGAUCACGAUGCCGGAAUUGAUAGCAAGCUUUGGAAAUUCAUUUGA
Molecule: messenger RNA, 684 nt
Organism: Cannabis sativa
Lineage: Eukaryota; Viridiplantae; Streptophyta; Magnoliopsida; Rosales; Cannabaceae
Exons: 1
Coding region: 1-684 (227 amino acids)
Source: RefSeq, a predicted model, not a curated record